GGCGACCGCCGCCGGAAAGCGCCGAACUCGGCGCGCUCCUCCGACUGCGCGAGGGAAUCCGCCGCAAAACCGCCCCCCGGGCACGGCGCGGCCCCGCAUCCCCCACCGGGCACCGCCGGAGCUCCCGCUCCGGUACCGUGGGUGUCUCCUGUUCCUUGGGUGUCCCCAGGCCCACAGCUCCACGUGGGUGAAGGCCGGCCAGCCCUCGCCGCCUGGGGAGCAGCGCUCGGGGCUCCGUGGCGCAAUGAGAAGCCGCUGCUUUGCAGCCGCCACACCUCCCGCUCCAAGAGACCGUGCGAAUAAAACACCGAUUGCUGUGGCAGCCUCGGCGGUGCCGCGAGUCCAUUUUGUCCUUGUUUUCUCCUCCACAACAUUCGUUUCCUCCUCAGAAUAUUUGUGUUUUAUCACCGCAUUCCGCGCUUGUCGCUCACACGGUGGGAUCGUGCCCAGCAAAUAUUGACACUGCUUCAGUCCGCUCCUAAACAACAUUCCCCGGCCGCCCCCGGUGCGGUGAGCCGUCCCGCUGCUGCCCUCACCCCGCGGGAUGCCGCCUGCCGGGCCGAGGAAGCCGAUGUGUUACUGCGCUCCCCGUUUACGGUUCGCCGGUGCCACAAACAGCCGAAGAAACAAGAGGUUUCCUCGGCACUUUGGGCAUAUUUUAUCUAAUCUCUCCUGCGCAGCCCCGACACACACGUACGCAACCCGUGAGAUGCCCUGCAUUCGUUAUGUUGGUAAUCUCACCAGCUGGGGUUAAGGAGAGGUUCUGCACCGAGUCGGGGUUCUCUCUCCUCUUGCAUUGCUGUUUUCUUUGUGCUCGCGAGGGCUUUCUCAGCCGCUCCUGCCCUCAGGCACAGGGAGCGUUUGCAGCGGUCAGAGCCACGCAGAGCUGCUGCAGACACCUGGCUGUGGCACCCGCUGCAGGCUGCCGUCACCAACACCGGGCAGCACAUCCCUGUGACCCAGGCUGUGUGUUUUGUUAUUCAGCUGCAAAGCAGGAACGCACCCUCCCCGCCCUGACAUCCAGCAGCCGACAGCACGAUAAGCAUCAGCUGGAGAAAUGGCACUGCCAAGGCGCACGACCUCGAGAUGAGGAGGAGAGCAUCUCAGCAGAGAGUGAAGCUGGAAACACGAGGAGGGAGCUGCCGUGUGGCCAAGGGCAUGCAGGGCAUGCAGGGCCCCCGGAUCCAACCCCUCCCAGCCCUCCCCAGCCCCUCUCACACUGCAGCUCCAUGGCAGCAGCCCUCAGCAGACCCUCAAUGCCCACCAACUGCAAACGUUACAAUGAGAAGUACGGGAUUUUAAAACCCACAAGGAAGGAUUUUUUUUUUUUCCUAGCUAUCCUCGCUAUACCUCACAGCAGUUUUCAUGGUGUGGUUUCAGAGCACCAUGAGCCACAGCCACGCACAGUGCCGAUGCUGCAGCUGUAUUUCUGCACAUACUGAUGUAAUCUUUUUGGCCGCCUUUUGCAAACAUACCAUAAAGCUCUGCUGUGCUCCCCAGGACCUCGCCUCCCUGCUGCCUUUGCUAAUAAUGUUUAUGGCCCUGCCAGAGAACAGGAAGCCUCCAGAAGAUGUCAGGGGUGGCUUUAUGCUGGCAGAUAAACCAAUGCUGAGCGACCAAGGAGAAAAUGUAAUUUCUUCCUUCUCACGCUGAGUUCAUUGGAGGAGUGCAGCUAAACAUGCAGGAGUUGUUCGGACAGGUUGUAGAUCACGGAGCCAGGAUGUGUGAACCCAGCGGAUGCUGAGGACUGCAGGGCCUGGGGGAAGAGAGAAAACUGCAGGCCUCCAUCUGAGUGUCCUGAGAGCUGGCUACGGUUUCAGAGCUAUUUAAGCUACUUUAAUAGGAAUUGCAAAUCUCAUUGUGGAGUCCCUUCUGUGAACGCCGCAGGUUUCUGUAGGCUGGUGUUUGUGUUUGAAGCCAUUCUUCACUGAGCGUAUGAUCCCUGUGCAGCUGUCAGACUGUAGGAGACACUCCGCUGCAGAUGAGGUAUUUGUGCACACUGUAUUCCCACUGCAAUUAGAGUAUAUGAAUGGGAAGCAUUUCUUUAUAAAUCAGACAGAUGAUGUGAAACACUUCUAAUAUUCACUACGGCUCUGAGAAGAAACGAGAGCUGAGCCUUUGAUCAACUGCUGCCCAUACUGACAGACCGGGGUGGAAGGAUGCAUGUGGUCCAGCAUGGCCCAUCUCACACAUCUCAAAACUAUGAACUGGAGAAAAAAAGAGUACCGUGGGCCUCCAGGACAGGGCCAUGGCAUGCAUUGCUUCUACAACGCAGAACAAAGAUUCCUGAAAUGCUUCUCUAAAUUCCUCAUGAAGCUGGCACGUGGAAUGACCGCUGUAAAGCUCUUUUAACGACACCACGUGUUGUUCACUCCUUACCCGACCUGUUUGCUUCUGACUGUGUCACAGGGCUGUGCCUGCGCCGCAUCCACAGGUGCAGUGAUGGCUGAUGCAGCCUGAGCUGGUACUGUGCAAAAAGCUUUGGCAGCAUUAGAACCAGGUGACGAAACAAAUGGUUCCCUGCGGUCACAUUCCAGCUCACAACGCAUUGUGGCCAUUCCCACUCAUCCUCCAGCACGGUCGUUGCUGCGUGACUCCGUGUGGUCUCAGAGCCCGUGACAGCACAUUGCCCUGCUCUGCUCCCCACGCUCAUUAGGUGACAGCAGGCUUACGAGCGUUGCACGCACAUCACAGCACACACACACGCACACUUUACCACAUCGCAACACGCCCAGUGACUAUGGUCUGCGUGAACAGCACCAAGGGACAAUGUUUCCAUUGCGUGAAAGAGUUUAACUCUUCUAGGCGUAUAAAGCUUUGUAAAGUCCUCAAUUUACAAACUGGAAUUUGUUUUAUACUGAAUUUAGCCUCAGAUUCAGAAAACAAACCCUGCCUCCAAGCUCAAGUCCCAUUGCCUUGCGUGCAGCAGGGAGAAUUCUGUUCCACUGAACAGAAAGAGGACGUUAAUUGCAAGGAAAGUUGAACACCAGAACACUUUGCCUAAUGGAGCACUGUGCUGCUGGAAGGGGACCAGCUCAGGAGACGCAGCCUUUCUUUUCAACCGAAGAGAAAGGUCGUGCACUGCUGGUCCUCCUGUUGUCUGCAGCAGUCUCUCUUCUGGGCGGGCUGAUAUUCGGAUACGAGCUGGGCAUUAUCUCUGGAGCACUGCUGCAGCUGCAAGCGGACUUCAGCCUUGGCUGCUUCAAGCAGGAGGUUCUUGUGAGCUCCCUCCUGGUUGGAGCUUUCCUCGCCUCUCUGGUCGGGGGAAUCCUCAUUGACCGCCACGGACGGAGGAGAGCGAUUCUGGUCAGCAAUGUGGUACUGUUAUUUGGCAGCCUUAUUCUCACACUGACGAGGUCGUUUACUGGGCUGGUCCUUGGGCGCAUGGCGGUGGGCUUUGCCAUCUCUGUCUCAUCCAUGGGCUGCUGCAUCUAUGUCUCGGAAAUGGUGGCUGCGCAUCAGCGAGGGCUGCUGGUGUCUCUGUAUGAAGCAGGCAUCACUGUAGGCAUCCUGUUGUCCUAUGCACUGAAUUACGCCUUUGCGGAUACACGGGAGGGAUGGAGGUACAUGUUUGGACUGGCCAUGGCCCCAGCAGCCAUGCAGUUCCUCAGCAUCCUCUUUCUCCCAGUGAACCCUGUUAAACUAAACACGUGGGACUCGGACUGCCAGAAGGGUCUCAUUCAAUUGCAGACUGCUGAGGACAGAGAGGCAGCAAAGCGGGAGCCCUAUAAGGAGAAGCACUACUCAUUUCUUGAUCUUUUCAGGACGAGAGACAACAUGAGGAGACGAACCCUGGUGGGGCUGGGCCUGGUGCUCUUCCAGCAGUUCACUGGGCAGCCCAACGUGUUGGGCUAUGCCUCCAAAAUCUUCCACUCGGUGGGAUUCCAGAGCAACUCCUCUGCCAUCCUGGCCUCUGUCGGGCUGGGGGCAAUCAAGGUGGUGGCCACGCUGGUGGCGAUGGCCUUUGCGGACAAAGCUGGCCGCAGAGCACUGCUCCUCGCUGGCUGCGUGGUGAUGGCCAUCUCCGUCACCACCAUCGGCCUCAGCAGCUGCAUCGCCCCACUGGCCAUGGCCAGGGACUGCACAGCCGCUGCAGACCCCAACGUGUCCCACAGCCUCCCCCAGCACCCCCUGGCACCGCCGUCCUCCCACAUUCCACCAGACUUAGGAGAAGGCAACGGGUGGGCAGGCCCCGGUUCUGCUGCCACCAAAAGCCUUACAAAAGCUCUUGCCAGCGCUCGGGGCAGUGAGGUUGUUACUCAGUUCUUCCCACACUCGGAAAAGCCUCCUUUCGGCAGUGCUCCCCUGACAGAACAUAUGGUUUUAAAUUGGAUUACGCUGCUGAGCAUGAUGGCUUUUGUGAGCGCAUUCUCAAUUGGAUUUGGACCAAUGACCUGGCUGGUCCUCAGUGAGAUCUACCCAGCUGGAAUACGAGGAAGAGCCUUUGCCUUCUGCAAUAGCUUUAACUGGGCGGCCAAUUUACUGAUCAGCCUCUCCUUCCUGGACCUCAUUGAUGCCAUUGGUUUCUCGUGGAUGUUUCUUCUCUAUGGGCUGAUGGGAGUGAUGGCUGUUAUAUUCAUUUACUUUUUUGUUCCGGAAACAAAAGGACAGUCCUUAGAGGAGAUAGACCAGCAGUUCUCCAGGAAAUGGCUGCGGGAAGGAAGCGGCUGCAAGCAGAGGCGUGCGAGAGGAGCGAGCUGUGCACACGGGCAGUACCAGCGAGUGGAGCGUGCCAGCAGUGCCUGACAGCAGGCCCGGCAGUGUUGUCCUGCAGAGGGGAACUGACCUUGGGACGUUGCUCCUUACAGCCUGCAGCCUGUGACCUCUGUGCAGAGACGGCUCUCCCUGCAGUGCCUUAGAUCCUGGGACACGCUCACAGCUGUCCCUUGUGUCCUUGGAGGGUUGCCGGUCCCAUGCAGGGAGCGUGUCCUUCCUCUGGCAUCUUUUGUAGUCCACGGUUUGUAUCUGCUAUCAUUUAAGAGAUGAAUGGUUUUGUAUGCAGGAAUAAAACACAAUUUUUGCUGACA
Molecule: messenger RNA, 5027 nt
Organism: Gallus gallus (chicken)
Lineage: Eukaryota; Metazoa; Chordata; Aves; Galliformes; Phasianidae
Gene: SLC2A10
Product: solute carrier family 2 member 10
Biological process (GO): transmembrane transport
Cellular component (GO): membrane
Molecular function (GO): transmembrane transporter activity
Source: RefSeq, a predicted model, not a curated record